UUGGAAACAAAACCUUAUCACUUUCCAAGUUGGAGUUCAGGAUAAGGGAUUAGGAGCUGAUCCACAAUUUGCAGAUGGAUGAGAUUAUUAAGGAAGGGAGAGAUUGAUUCUGGUUAUGAUGUAAUAGGAAAGGGACAAUGGUCUAUUGGGGACCUCGUGAUCUAUGAAUAUGGUGGUUAUGGGGGUGACAUGGGCUGAGGAUGGAGUUUGUCAACCAAUUUCAAUCCUAAAAUCCUAAUGGAACAGAUAACAUAUAUUUCUCUGAAAUCACCCACACCACCCAUCUCUUUUUUCCUGCACAUGACGCCCACUUGCAUUUCUAUUACAAGAUUUCCUCCAGCAAUACAUCUCCUCAUCCCUUGAAAUUCCCUUGAAAUUCAACUUGCAGUAGUAAUCCCCAGUUUGCCAAAGUUUUCAAAUUCAAUGUCUUGGGCACUUCAGCUGAUACUUUAAAUUCAAGUACAAAACAUUCACAUUGACAGUUCAUACCAAAAGAAAAAUACACAUUACAUGUGCAAAAUGACUAAUAUUGAUCAGAGAUUUUCCCACAAGCUUGACGAUCAUAGAUUAGAAAUUUUCAGUUUUCAUAAAAUUAAUCACGCUCAAACACAGAUCAGACAAGAAAAACAAUACCCAAGAAACUAAAAUGGUAAUAACUACUGAUCAAUCAACAGAAAUUAGGCCCAUGUUCCAAAACAGCUCAGAUUCUAACCCAAUCCCAGGCAAGUACCUAGCCCAAGACAGACCCUACCCCACCAUGAAAGAAAUGUUCCAUGCGUAUUUUUCAGGCUUCACGCUGAUGAUAUAGUUAGGAGACUGAAGUCGGUAAGGCCAGUUUCAAUCGAACCCUUCACUCCUCCAUCAAGCUUUCCUAUCAGAUCUUUCAUCAGCUACAAAAGAAUAGCAAAAAUGUCACAAACAAAUAAUUGUGAGGAUGUGAAGGAGAAGGAGAUGGUGGAUGACAGUGAAAAGAUUCAAGUUGAGGAUGAUAAAAAUCAAAUUUAUGUUGAAGAAGGUACUAUGGCAGAAGAGGUGAAAGAUUCAGAUGAAAAUAAAAAUUGUCCCAUGCCAUCAGCCAACGAGGAGGAAGAAGCAAUCAAGAAAAAGUAUGGAGGACUAUUGCCUAAAAAACCGCCUUUAAUAUCCAAGGAUCAUGAACAUGCAUUUUUUGAUUCUGCGGAUUGGGCAUUAGGAAAGCAAGGAGCACAAAAGCCUAAAGGACCGCUUGAAGCAUUGCGCCCAAAGCUACAGCCCACCCCACACCAGCAAAUGCGACGCUCAGUUUAUGCACCUGCAGCAGAUGAUAGUGAAGUUUCAUCUUUCGAGGAUCAAAGCUGCACAUUGGAUGGGAACAACAAUAACAAUAACACUGCGACAGAGGAUCAGAUUCAAGACUUGCAUGUGACAUGAAACAGAAAGAGCUUGGUUCAGUUUUCAGAUUAAGUGGCGUUUUGAUGAACCUCGAGUUAAAAAAAAAAAAA
Durio zibethinus is the source of this 1481-nucleotide messenger RNA. RefSeq lists its product as uncharacterized. Gene Ontology annotation, cellular component: cytoplasm. The record is from RefSeq and is a predicted model, not a curated record. NCBI's taxonomy places the organism in Eukaryota, Viridiplantae, Streptophyta, Magnoliopsida, Malvales, Malvaceae. Gene Ontology annotation, molecular function: protein phosphatase inhibitor activity.